This is a messenger RNA of Triticum aestivum (bread wheat), 567 nucleotides long. Its product is annotated as histidine-containing phosphotransfer protein 2-like. Lineage: Eukaryota; Viridiplantae; Streptophyta; Magnoliopsida; Poales; Poaceae. The transcript is spliced from 6 exons. Gene Ontology annotation, molecular function: histidine phosphotransfer kinase activity; protein histidine kinase binding. The record is from RefSeq and is a predicted model, not a curated record. Gene Ontology annotation, biological process: phosphorylation; phosphorelay signal transduction system; cytokinin-activated signaling pathway. Bases 54 to 485 code for a protein of 143 amino acids. Gene Ontology annotation, cellular component: cytoplasm; nucleus.
ACCCCCGGAUCGCCCCCUCCGCCCGCGUCUCCGGACUCCCGGAACUGCUUGCCAUGGCGGCCACCACGCUCAGGGGCCAGCUCAACGCCCUCCUCGACUCCAUGUUCGCCACGGGUAUUGUGGACGAGGCUUUCCAACACCUGCGGUCGGUGGAGCAGGAGGGCUUCCUCGCCGAGGUCGUCAACCUCUUCCUUCACGACGCCGACAACAUCCUCAACGAAGUUGCCUUCCGGCUGAACCAGCCCGUGGUGAACUUCGACAGCGUGGGCGCACUGGUGCAUCAGCUCAAGGGGUGCAGCGGCAGUGUUGGUGCUAAGAAAGUGAAUCUCUCCUGCACCCACUUCCGUCAGUUUUAUGAGGCACAAAGUAAAGAAGGGUGCCUCAUGUCAUUGGACCUUAUUAGGAAUGAGUUUUAUGAUGUGCGCAACAAGCUACAAACAAUGAUUCAGCUGGAGCAGCAGAUCGCAGCCAUGGGUCCUCAGUAGUAGCAAUUGAAGCAAAAAGAUCAUGGCCCCAUAUGAUCCCUAGCAUGAUGGGGUGUAUGUAUCGCUAAAGAUGUUCAAGUGG